AUGACUAAAGAAGAAAUUAAAGAAGCUGUUGAAGCCUUCUUAAAGGAUAAGUUAGAUUAAAUUUGGUAGAAAAUAAUAAAUCUUGAAUAAAGGUUUUAGAUUUUUGAGAGAGCAUUAACGUAAUAGUAAAGUGAUAUUUCAAAGAACAAUAAUAAUUAAAACACUUAAAUUCUUCACUUGGGAAAGAAAUUUAUUGACUUGCAAAAACAAUUAUAAGCUGCAUAAGAAGCAGCAAAUUAAGUUGUAGAAAUGACUGAACAAAAAAUUUAAGAAACUUAAAAAAUAAAAAAGAAUUAGCGUAAGAAAUUGGAAGAAUUAGAUAAAAAUUAAACUAUACAACAGCAAAUAAAUUCUGGUUUUUCAUAAUUAAUUCAAAGCUAAUAAUAGUAAUAGUAAUAGUAAUAGUAAUAAUAAUAAUAAUAAUAAUAAUAAUAAUAAUAAUAAUAAUAAAAAUAAUAAUAAUAUUAAUUUUAAACUCUAUAAGUUAUUCCUGAAGGCAUGGUAUUUAGAACAAGAAAUGGUACCAAGUAUCAUCUUAUAAAUUGUGAAAAUGUUUAAAAAUAUUAAACUAUGAUGAUAACAAUUUAAGAGGCACGAGAAUAAAAUUUGACUGGUUGUUUGAAUUGUAAAGCAUGA
This is a messenger RNA of Paramecium primaurelia, 636 nucleotides long. The record is from the annotation of a GenBank genome assembly. Lineage: Eukaryota; Ciliophora; Oligohymenophorea; Peniculida; Parameciidae.